Molecule: messenger RNA, 1407 nt
Organism: Caenorhabditis briggsae
Lineage: Eukaryota; Metazoa; Nematoda; Chromadorea; Rhabditida; Rhabditidae
Exons: 8
Coding region: 1-1407 (468 amino acids)
Source: RefSeq, a predicted model, not a curated record
AUGAAUCAACGAAGAUUUGAACUUUUGUGCGCCGCACUAUUGGGAUUUGGUCAGCUGUGCAUCAUGACUGGAUUCGAUUCAGAAUCGUUCAUUCUGGAAUCAGUGAUUCAUUCGAUUCACGAAAGAGAGCCAGCGAGAAUCUCGCAGUAUGCAGGAUACUAUGGCCAAGCCGUGAUCUAUGCAUUCUACAUGAUUGCUUGCAUGUUUUCCCCAUCCAUUCUAGCCAUUAGCACUCCAAAAAUCAACUUGGUGCUCUCUGCGAUUUUUUUCACAGCCUUCCCAAUCGGAUUCCUAUUCACCAACUCCUACUAUUAUUUCUUUUCUUGUGCUUUACUAGGAGUUGGUUUUGCUCUGUUUUACCAAGGGCAAGGUGGAUACCUGACAUCGCAUUCCACUAGAGAAACCAUUGAGUCCAAUGUGUCGUUUUCUUGGUCCGUGGCUUGUUGUUGUAUGAUUUUGGGCUCCGGGAUCUUGGCCAUUAUCACUAAAGUGAGCUCAACAGAAAUCGAGCAUUUGCCAGAGGCUCUGAAUAUCACCAAAGAAGCUCAUAAGAUGGAGAGGAGGUUCAGCGAUAUGGAAAUAAGCUUUCUGUUCACGGCAUUCACUGGAUGUUCUGUUUUGGGAAUCAUCACAUUCUUCCUGAUGCCAUCUAAAGAUGUCGAGAACUGUAUUGAGAGUACCUCGGAGAAAAAAGAAACCUUCACCGGAGCAUUUAAGCUCACUUGCUCCACACUGGUCUCCUGGAAAAUGGUACAACUCAUGCCUCUAUUCUGCCUUGUUGGCCUCAACACAUCUUUCUGGCUUUCGGUAUUCCCAACUGCUAUGAGCUUUACCACGCAUAACUCUCAUUUGAUCUACCUCCCUGCUGUGUAUAGUUGUGCAGUUGGUUCCGGAGAAGUUGUUAUGGGCAUCCUAAUCUCAUUCCUCAGUAAACGCAUCAAAAAUUUCGGACAAAAGCCAACAAUGACGAUUGGCGCCAUUUUUACUUCGAUCUACUGUGUUUUGAUCCAUCUUUCAACCGCGAUGGACGCCCCGAUGAGACCAAGUCAUGCCGAGCCUAUUCUCUUUCAUCAUUCUUAUCUCCUCGCCUUCACAAUCGGUUUUAUUUGCGGUAUUGGUGACUGCUGUAUCAAUAGUGUGAGAUCUGUGAUUUGUGCAUUAGCUUGGCCAAAACGAAGACCACAGGCGUUUUCGGUCUCCAAGGUUUUCCAGGCUCUCGCCUCCUGUAUCCUCUUCUUCUUAUCCCCAAUCACUCCACUGUACGUUUACACCAUUGGUCUUCCAGUUUUGUCAAUUAUCGCCGCUAUUUUGUUCUUUUCAAUUGCUAAAAGAACACAAACGAUGGAGAGAAAAAUGACAGAAGGGACGAGAAAUGCGUUUGAGAUUGGAAAGAAACUGAAUUUAUAA